GGUCCCCUGUUUUACAUACUGUUUUGUACACAUUGUUUCUUGCAGGAGUCUCAGAUUUCACAGCUAAGACCACUGCAUGAGUUCUGAAAAUAUUUUCAUGAUGUGUAGUCAAUAACAGAAAAUAUUUAAUUCCGGGAUCAUUCUAGGAUUCAUGAAUAAAACGUUGUAUUGAAUUAGGGCAUUGUUGACUUCUUUUUGAUGAACAAGAGAAAUAGAUCAAGAUAGGAAAGUAGGGACUUAGAUAGUUUAUCGAGGUUUACUACAUUUUUGCAAGUGUCUCUCAUUGAAUUUCUUCGUGCUAAAAUGUGCUGCUGAUGUCUAUGCAUAAGAAAUGCGAUCCGACAUUGAUUGAAGCCUGCGGUUCAAGACAGUGAGAGCGGUGGUUUUGGAAAUGGAGGUAGACAAGCCGUGUGGAGAAUUCUCAAAAGAAGAACUGCGUAGACAGCUUUACACUUCUUUGCAAUCCGCUGGCGUUCUGGACUCUAUGAAGGUUCUUGAACAAAUGUUGAUAACUGGUGCGUAGGGCCAGCUGAGAGCUCGCCUGCUUGAACACUUGAGGCACAGCAAUGGAGUCUCUAUUGAGCCAAAGAAGAAGCAGUCGAAACCUUCCUUAACAGAUAGACUGCUAAGCAGCUUGUUUCUUGAUUAUCUGGAAUCGAAUAGGUUCACCUUCACCAUCUCUAUGUUCAUGCCUGAAAGUCAAAUGGCCUCAUGGCCGCCAUUCUCUUACGAAGAGAUGCUGGAGCAAUUACACUUGGAUCCCUCCUCCGACCUACACGUUCGUCUGAAACUUCAGGGCGGAGAGGAGAGAGAGUGUCUAGCGCGCCAAGUAGUGACGUUGUUACAGCAAUUGGCCCAGCGUAGUUGCAUUCAGGAUGUUUCGACGCAAACUUCCCCAGCCGAAGUUUCCAAUCAAGCUACACGAACCUUCACGAGUCCUAAAGAACUUGAGAGGUCGAUAAAGGAAGUUGAAGACACAUACACUAGAAAGAGGGAAGCGCUUGAAGAUCAGAGAAUGUUACCAUAUCGUUCUCUUGAGGCCAAGAUAAAUGUUCUACAUCAAGAGUUUGAUGCCCGAGUGAAUGCAGAGGUGGUAUUGCAGGUAAGUCGUAUUCGAGAUUAUGAGAUAAAUGCUGCAAGAAUGGAUGAGGCUACACGUUACCGCAGGCAAUUGGCUAGAGAUCGAGAGGAGUUGGAAGAUAUUCACAAGUCCCGUAUGGACCGCGUAAAGGCUCGUGAAGAAUCUCUGCUUGGGCGUGUGCUGUCCAAAGAAAAGGCUAUUGAAGCAUCAGCGUAUGAGCAACGUCAAAAAAUACUGACCGAAAUUACCAGUCUCCGGGAACGCGAGAACAAGCUUAGACAGUUUAAGGAGUCGCAGGAGAGACGCAAGGAAAAGUUGGACGAGCGGGAGCUGUUGCUAAAGGCUAAAGAAGAGGAGGUGGCGUGUGAGCGCAAAAGUCUUUACGACCAAGCUGACAAAUUAGCAACUUCGAGGAGCAAAGAGCUGGAAGAGCAGUUUAGGGAACUCUGUGAUCGUCUCCACCAUGAUCGAAAUGUUCUUGAAGCUGAACGAGAGCAGAUGAAAGAGGAAAAAGUUGCCAUGGCUAUUGAGCUUGCGGCGACAAAGAGUGAAAAGGAACUUAUACAAGCGCUUCACCGUCGCUUGAGUAUAGACGAGGAUCAGAGGUUGAAUAAAAGCAAGAUCAUUAGAGAGUUGGAGGAGAAAGUGAAGCAUUUAGAGGAGAUAACAACGCAGAAGAUUUCUGUGGUCAACAUUCCAGAUCAGCGUUUCAGCUUGGAGGAGCAAUUGCAGGAAAUGCAGGUUAAGCUUGAGCAAGAACGACUACAACGAGAACAGAGCGAGAAAGCAAACAAGACACUUGAGCACAAAUUACAGCAAAAGGAAAUGAAGCUACAGCUCUUAGGGGCUGAAAAAGAGAAGUUGACAACUAGGCACAAGAAACUUCUCCUGAAGAUUAAUCAACUUGAGACACUCAUUAAGAACGCUCAAGAGGAGAAAGACCACGCAAUCCAUGAUUUAGAGGUACUUGGAAAUCACCAAAUGUCCCUCAACAGAGAGGUUCUUGAAACCACCACGCCCUUGAGAAAGGCUCAACAAGCUCUAGAGGCUGAGCGAUUGGAACAUUGUGCACUGCGGUCCCAUGUGAACGCUGGUAUCCCUUCUAUCAGUGUGGCUCCUGAAAGACAAUUUGCCUCUGAAGCCAAAAUUGAGCUUAACAAUUACUCAUUCGACCAAAAUUUAAGUGCCGAUGAUGACUUGAGAAAGAAAUGGGUAUCCUCUCGAAAGAAGCCAGACAGAGAAUCACAUGAUUUGUGGACGCAAUUGCUUUCAGAAAAUGCAGCCAAGAAAGCUGCUCUUGAUAAGGAUCUUGAUGGCAUGCCAGUCAAUCAUGUCCCAAUAUCCACAAUGUCAAAGUCGUUCUCUUCAGGGUAUAAUUACCCGAUUUUGGAGUUUCAUGAUCACGGCUUACUGAAAGAACCAAACUAUGGAGGGCAUAAGGAUGUCACACUGAGUCAGACUGUUGAGACAAGAAAUCAAUCAGACCAUGACACUAGGAAACUAAGCAGAACUAGGACUAGGUUUUCACCAGAGCCAAGCACUCUGAGCACUGAGGAAUCGCGGUGGGAAAUGAACGAUGGAGCCAGAAUCCUUGAUCCAAAUGACAUGAAUGGCUGCAGAUCCAUUACUUUUAAGAAAAUGAACGCUGAGAAAGGAGGUAACACAUCAGCUACCGAAGCGGAAGUGCUCAUGGAAACUGGCAUCCUUGACGAAUUUUUUACGAGAUCUUGGGAUCCAGAAAAGUACGAUGAGAGCAGCUACGAGGAUGCAGUUCCUAGCUGGAGGAAGACAUACCGCUCAGACAAUAAAAGGUAUGCUGGCUGGAACAGCGGCUACGAGGAAUCAAUGGGCAAUCUGCGGAGCGUGGUCACAAACCUCGGGAAUGAUACAAGUGAAGCCGACAUUGGUGUUCUUAGCUCUAGUAAAGCUCUAAAAAACGCAUGGAACCACAGCCAUGACCACAGCCCCAGGUGCUCAGAUAGCAUUCUUCAUUGGGAGAUAGCGAGCCACCAAUGGGAAGAGAAACCGCCAGCAAUUUGUGAUUAUCAAGAGUUGUUGAGCGGUGUGAAUGGCUUCCAAAUCACCUCCGGGAAUCAAUGUGUAGAUAUUCUAGAAAAGAAAACCCCUAACAUUCAGAAUAUAGAAAGUAAGAUAUUUUGUUUAGAAUCAAAACAAGAGACCGAUAACACUACAAGCCAUGAUUUUGUCAAUCGUGAUUGCGUUGGGGACGAAGACACAUUGAUAGUACGGAGUAUCACGGUUGUUACUCAUACACAAAAAGUCAAUGAGCACAUAAAAAGUCAAGAAAGAGGAAGUUCUCGGAGUCUAUAUUUGGGCGAAAAGGAGGAAAACACAAGUGAUAACCUGGAAUCAGAGGAAGACUCGAGUCGAGAUUCAUUUUCGUGUAAGUGUAUGUCGAGUUUGAAACAUGACUUAGAAUCAUUAGAGGAAAUUUCCAUGCGCGAUGAUAGUAUGCCACAAACAGGUUCUCAUAUCAGGUUUGACCAGGAGCAACCUCUUGAUUACGCAUUUGAGGGGCUCCCUAAAAAGUUGACAAUGAUGCCUGAGAUGAGUAGCGAGCUAUCACUGAGCCGGUCAGGUGAGAUUGUGGGCAACAUUAGUGAGAUCAUAAAUUUUGAAGAGGACAAGACGAGUCAAGAAAAUCGAUCAACUGAGGAAAAUCAAGGAGAAACGGAUACAACAGAUAAAGUUCAGCUACUCCUAAAUCAAUCAGUGUCGUGGGAUUCGCUUGGAGGCGAUGAGCUCAUGAAGCUGUCGAAACUACCUCUUCAUGACACGCACACAAUUGAAAACUCAAGGACCUCUAUCGUAACGAGAAAGCAGGAAGUGCUGGUUGACCAAGAAAGUACGAGACUUACGGAUCGGAUGAGUGGUCUCAAAAAUCAUCCAAUUCUUGCGCUGGCCAUAAGGAACAAUCAAAUAGUGAAACUUGGACCGCAAAAUGAGUUUCAGAAUGGAGAAAAGGCCAACUCGAUCAUCGGCCAAAGUGAUGCAGAAGUUAUGAGCAGCAAUUCUGCUACUGAUGAAAAGGAGUGCUGCUAUGUGGUAGGGCCAGAAGUUGACGAAAAGAUUUUCAUACCAGAUGCACCAGACCCUACUCACACUCCAUCUUCACUGAGAAAGCCCCAAACAAGUAGUGAAGAGUCGACCUACAAAGGUGACAGCUUUGAGGAUGAAGAGAGCGAAGUCGACCAAGAACAGGCUUACUCUGAAGAAAGCUGUACAAAUAUGAGUAUGAGGAUGUCGAGUGUACAAGCUCCAGAUGUACUUGCUCUAGAAACGAAUGAGCAAGCCUCCCUCAGAACCAAUACCAAGAUUGAAGGCAAUGAAGGGUCUUCAGAGAACUGGGAGGGCGAGUCAGAACAAAGCUCGUACAGUAUAGAAGAGGACGACGCGAUAACGGAUUCAGUCGAGUGGCUCGACACACACGUGACACAAGAAACAACUCAAUUGAUGAUCCACCAAGUAGCAAACAAAUAAACAGAGUUCCUUUGAAGCACAUUUUCCUACAUCAGACAGAAAGUAACUUGACAAAUACACCAGCAACAAAACCUGUUUCGAUGACUAGCAACAACUGUCCUUCCUGGUCUUUCCAAAGAGUUAAGUUUUUCGCCUCCACGUAAAGAAGAG
Physcomitrium patens is the source of this 4732-nucleotide messenger RNA. Lineage: Eukaryota; Viridiplantae; Streptophyta; Bryopsida; Funariales; Funariaceae. The record is from RefSeq and is a predicted model, not a curated record.